Molecule: messenger RNA, 3628 nt
Organism: Nezara viridula (southern green stink bug)
Lineage: Eukaryota; Metazoa; Arthropoda; Insecta; Hemiptera; Pentatomidae
Source: the annotation of a GenBank genome assembly
AUAAAUUAAUCAAUAAUUACGCAUUGAUAAUUGCAAUAAUACUCAGUAGAGAGAGAAAUUUUUUAUUACUGAUGACAGCCCUGCAUUCGGUUUGGCAAAGCGGACAUCUUUCUUUCGUCUUGGCAUUUCUUGGCAUUGUUGAACCGGCGUUAGUUAGUUUAGGUUGUUCUUCGUUUCUUGUUGGGUGCAAAACACUUCAAGUUAGCUUCCACAAUGGGUGAAAAUACAGUUAAUGGUGACGCUAAAACUGAAGCUGCUACUAAUGACAAGACUGAGAUUAAAUCAUCAGAAGGAGAUGCAGUUCCAGAAAAUAAAGAUGCUGAAGUGCAAGAGUCGGCUGGACAAAAUGAGGAAGAAGCUGGUGAUGAAACUGCUACCAAGCAAGGGGCAGGAGAUGAAGUCGGUGAUGGGGAUGAAAAAGAUGCCGAUCACGAUGAGCAAGAUGAAGAAGACGAUGAACUCGGAGAAGAUUCUAAAGGAUACAAGAUGUCCUUUAAAUCUAGCUUGUACAUCAAAAUCAUGGGAUUUAAGAGGCUCCCUUCAAUGGCUGAAGAGUUGAAAUUGUAUUAUAAGUUUUUUGUUGAAACACUUGGUGUGAGUCCUCCGUUGGUUCAGAUCCCCGGGCCGGAUGACGUCUCUGUCUUUUUCCAGUUGAAAUCAGUUGAAGAUCGUCAAAAAGUAUUUUCUCAAAUGAAAGGGAAAGUUUACAUAUGGAAGGAAUAUAAACUUGGAGUCAAGAGGGUUGUUUUAAAGUCUUUAAGUGACAAGAAAGAGUUUGGAAAGUUGCCACUCGACGAGGCUAUCAAAAUUUUGUACCCCUACAAAGAACUUCCUUAUUCCCAACAGCUGAAGAAAAAGAGUGCCAUUGCUAAAAAUGCAGCUGAUCUUGUCUUACCUAAAGAAAGCCUUAGUAAGUCAUUGAAAACUAAAAAGAAUAUGAGAAGCUUCAGGAUUAGAGAAAUUGUGCCGAUGAUUCCCGUUGAAGGUUAUGAUUACUACGCUUCUUUUAGCAUUGAGGAAGAUCCAGACACUAAAGAAAUUCUUGUCGGACUGAGAGCAAUGUCCGAAGACAGGGAAAAAACUGCAAUUGUUCCAUUAGAUCUGUGCCUUAGUAUUCCUCGUCAAAUGGCCAUCGUUGUAAAGAGUUUUGUAGACAGCUUGCCUGAAAUAGGUUUUCACCCUUACAAUCCCAAGACAAGGGAAGGAGAUAUCCUAGGUGUUACAUUAAAGAUGACAUUAUCCGGACGUUUCAUCUUGACUGUCAUUAUACCAAAACUUGAAACAUUACAUUUCAAACAGCUUACGGAAGAUGGCGUCGAAAGGGAAGAGGGAGAUGAGACUUUCACAAUGGAAGGUGUAGUAACAGAAGAAAAGCCUUCCGAACCUGAGACUGAAAAACCUAAAGAGGCGCCAGUUGAAGAAAAACCUGCUGCUGAAGAAAAGAAACCCGAAGAGGGUGCAGAAAGUACGAACAACGAAGAGGCCAAAACUAAAGAAGGAGACGAAGAAAAGACAAAUGAAGAUAAUAAUAGCGAAGCAAAAGAGAACAAUGCCAAUUCUCAAGUGUUUAGAAUUGAAGAAACUUACUCGUACAUGACCAAGAAGAAGAUGGAGGAAGCUAAGGAGAAAAUUGAGAAAUAUUUUGAUAAAAAUGGAAAAGAGCUUAGCAUCGAUUCUGUUUACCUGAGCAUGGUUUACGCUGGCUACCUAUCCAGCAUGCUGACUGGUAAGGAUGACACCUCGCCCGCUGCAAAUCACAUACUUGGUCUGGCCUAUGUCCCAGACAACUAUAAUGGCCUUAUCCUUCGUGUUACUUGGGAAAGGGACUCCUAUGUUAAGUCCCUCCGGUCAAUCCUCGGUCUUAUAGAAGCACAGGGCAAGAUAAAUUCUUCUUCAAGAGUCUACCUCAUCUCUCCAUACAGGCUUGUUGGCCUCUACUUAGCCAAGAAAUGUGCUCACGUUACUAUGGUGUACUAUUGGAGUAGAGAUAACAUGAACGAGCUGCAAUCAUGGGCCAAGUCCGUUGGUGUUAAUAAUAUUGAAUUUAUUAAUGCGAAACUUCAGCCAAAGAGGAUGUUCCCACCAGACAAUGCGGUCACCAUUGUUUGGCAGUCCACAAAACCAUCGCUUGUACACAGAUUUUUAGUUUCUGGUAUAACGAACUUCAUUUUCGUUUCUUAUUGGAUCAAGGAUCCGACCCAUUCUUAUGUGAAACAGCACGAAAAACAAUUUGAAACAGUUUUAAAUAAGUUGAGGAUUUCAUAUUUAUAUCCGAUUGAUAUUGCUCCUUAUACUGAGAGGUACGGUAUGGUGGUCUUCUUUAACGGGCGCAGCGGAACAGCUCCAAGCGGCAGCGGAAUAGCCAAUAGGCUUGGUUAUCCCAACAGACCUCCAGCACUGAUCGGCGGCGGCGGCGGAAAGUCCGGCCCGAAGGGUGGAAAACCUCCAAGCCUAAUGAACAAGCGUAUUCCACCUAGGUCGCUCACUGACAGGAUGGACAGGGGCAGGUCUGGUAGCUCUUGGGGCCCUGACCCGUGGGCGGGCGGCUCGCAGGACAUGCAGCCUGGAGUGGACAGCACCCUAGCUCAGUUGGAUCAGGUAGCUUCAGGAGUGAUGCAGAACUUGCAGGCCGUUUCGCAGCAGAUGCAGGCCGUACUUCCUUCACUUAUGCAGUCCCAAAUGGUCAGCCCUCCGAACCAUUCUGGUGGUUCAUGGGGAAAUAAAAGGAGAUAUGAUGAUUAUGAUAAUGAUAGCUACGAUCGCCAAUGGGGAGGACCAAGCAAAAGAAGGAAAGAGGGUCCAGGAAACAGAAAUAACUGGUGGAGGAAGGCGGGGAGACGUGAGCCUUACUAAUCAGGCGUGGGGCGAGCACAACACGUCGAUGUCCGGCUACGAGAGGCGAAGGUACCUUGCAGAACCGCCAGAAUGGACUGAUUCAAUACGACAAGUUAUCACCUACAAUAGACCGUCAAACAAUUCUUCCAGUCGGAGAUCCAGGCACAGCAACUAUUAGAUUACCGAUCUUGCAACUUCUCCUUAAGGCCUCUCUUCUAUUAUUCAACUUAACCUCUAUCUUUAAUCUAAUGUCUUCUGUCUUAAUUUUUCAUUUUGAUGUUUUUUCGUAACUUGUCGUAAUUGAUUAUUUUAACAUAUUUUCAAUUUUUCGUAGUCGCUUAUCCGUAUCGUAAGUGUCCCCUCGAAUUGUCCCGAAUCCUUUUGACAUAUUAAAUUACUAUUAGUAUUAAGACAACUUAGAAUGAUAUUGACCUUUUUUGGUGUGAUUUGUUCUAUUCUGUUUGACUUAAAAUAAUUGCUAUGUGAACAAACACUCUCCCUUUAGUCUUUUUUAUAUAUUUUGACUUAAAUCAUUUUUACUAAACAAAAUGAAAUCUUUAGUUAUUUCAAGUGCAAAUUAGAUUGAUGUAUUCAAUUAAGUUAUUUAUGUGAAUUAUAUGUAUAUUAUAUAUAUUAAACUUUAUGUUGUAAUUAAUUUGAAGAUUUUUAUUUUUUUUUUUAUGUAUAGUUUUUGUGUAGUAUGUGAACCAAAUCAUAUUCUAUUACCUAGAUACGUGUAAUUGAUUUUGUUAUAUCAUAAUAUACUUUAUAAAUUUCCUAAGUUAGAUUUUAU